Messenger RNA from Enterobius vermicularis (human pinworm), 1191 nucleotides. NCBI's taxonomy places the organism in Eukaryota, Metazoa, Nematoda, Chromadorea, Rhabditida, Oxyuridae. The record is from the annotation of a GenBank genome assembly.
AUGAUACCUGAUUCAUGCCGUAAAUGUUCAAAUGUUCGAUAUACCAGAAUCAGUACAACUGAUCCGUGGGAUGCCGGUGAACGACGCAGAAAUCGAAAAACAAUAUCAAGACAAAAACCUGAAAAUUGGAAAGAACUUGCCCGAGUUAUCAUUCCACAUGUAGGUUUAAUAUUGCUUUCACUUCUGUAUGUAUCUGGUGGUGCAGUUGUCUUCUAUCAUCUUGAAAAGCCAAAUGAAGUUGAAAUUUGGGAACGGAAUAUUAAGCUGAUCGAUGAACAUCGACAAACUAUGCUUUCCAACAUGUGGAAAUUGAUCAACAACGUGACAGUAUCAAAGGAAGAAAUAGAAGAAAGAGCACAGUUUUAUGUGGAUGGAGCAACAAAGCUUUUGUUUCAAGCUUAUGAUACCGAUUUUAUUACUGCUAACCAUCUGAGUAAACGACACAGCGACAUCCAGCGCACAUGGACAUUGACAAACGCAAUUUUUUUCACUACUACUUUACUAACCUCUAUCGGAUACGGUAACAUGGUACCAAUAACGCCAAAAGGUCGAAUGUUCUGCGUUGUUUACGCACUUUUUGGUGUGCCACUGAUGCUCAUUACGGUUGCCGAUAUUGGCAAAUUUUUAAGUGAACAUAUCAUUAAACUUUAUGCAAAGUACUCAGAGGCACGACGAAGGUACCAGAAACGAAAAUUCAGUCGUCUUUCAAACACCGAUACAGAUGACGAAACACAAAUCCGAGAAGAAUUAACCCAGUUAGGACUUGAGAAUAGCGCAAUCCCUAUCUCACUUGUCAUUGGAAUUUUACUUGGCUAUAUCGCAUUUGGGGCGGCAAUAUUGUCUGCCUGGGAGAAAUGGAACUUCUUUUCCGGUUUCUACUUUUCCUUCAUAACACUGACAACGAUCGGCUUUGGCGACAUCGUCCCAACAAAACAGGGGCUUCUUAUGAUUGACCUGUUGUACAUUAUCGUCGGUCUUGCCAUAACGACAAUGUGCGUUGACUUCUUUGGGAUCCAGUAUAUAAGGAAAUUACAUAAUUUCGGACGCGCCAUAAACGACGUCAGGUUCGUCCUAGGUAACGUUGGUGGAAAGAUGGUCCACGUCCCGGAUCUAAAACGUUACGCGACGCUACUCCACAAAGUAAGCCACACCUGCUCUAGUUUUCGAGUAGCCAGAAGCAUACCGCUCUAA